Messenger RNA from Penicillium angulare, 951 nucleotides. RefSeq lists its product as uncharacterized. NCBI's taxonomy places the organism in Eukaryota, Fungi, Ascomycota, Eurotiomycetes, Eurotiales, Aspergillaceae. The coding region runs from base 1 to 951 and encodes 316 amino acids. The record is from RefSeq and is a predicted model, not a curated record. The transcript has 2 exons.
AUGGACUACACAAACCUUCUCCUCCCUGCCGGGGGUGCCUUCCCAGUCGAACAGUACUUAAUUCGCCAUUGGGAUUACUCGUUGAUGAUGACUGUGGGUGCUCAGCGCCUCGCGCUGAUAGACGAGUUCUGUUCACUCGAAAUAAUCCCCAGGUACUAUUAUGAGGAUCCGAUAGAACCAACCGGUUUUCGUGUUCCAACACAACUUGAGAUCGAGCUUAUUCUCCGUCCCUUGCGUUCUGAUGACAUGCGGAAACUGGCCUGGAUUAUCCAACAGCGGCAUGAUCUCUUUCCUAUCCUCAUCCGAGAUUACUACGAUACGUCCAAUAGUGAUCAUGAAAGAUUGAUGGCGUACUGGAUGCGAGCUGCUGACGAAGGCAACCAGAUCCUUUUGGCUGUUAUCAAUGAUGAAAGGCCUUUCUCCUUUGCUCCACCCUACGACGAUGACCCUUACCGUUGGACAUCAAUCGUUUACGUUCUACCUGAGGUUAUCGGACCAAUUCUUGUCCGUUUGCCGGACGAGGAUACUAUUCGCUGGACGGAUCUUCCACCGUGGUGUUUGUAUCAACGACAGGUUUUCAGACGGCGUCUUUAUCUGCAAAAAAAACUCAAGCCGGAAGAAUGGAUGCAGGACCCGGACCGCAUGAUUGAAUCUUGCGGCUCUUGUCUUCACUGCUGCAUAUGUGCAGUCAUCGUGAUUCUCGUGGAUAGGAUCGCAUUCGAAACAGGACUUCCGCUAUUGAUCUUCGUCGACUAUAAUGCGAAUACCAUUCGCAGUAUACGGUUCAACUUGAACAGGGACACAAUUAGGGAUAUUAUCAAUGACCGGACUAACGCUUCCGAGACUCCUUGGAUGUGGCAGCAGAGCGAAGUUGGGGACAACUAUAGGGCUACGGGAAACCUAGCUCAGCGCCUGUAUCAAUUGACGGAUGCGGAUUUCGCAGAUCCUUAA